This is a messenger RNA of Folsomia candida, 5004 nucleotides long. RefSeq lists its product as uncharacterized. Gene Ontology annotation, molecular function: nucleic acid binding. The record is from RefSeq and is a predicted model, not a curated record. Lineage: Eukaryota; Metazoa; Arthropoda; Collembola; Entomobryomorpha; Isotomidae. The coding region runs from base 1 to 5004 and encodes 1667 amino acids. Gene Ontology annotation, biological process: DNA integration. The transcript has a single exon.
AUGGAGGCGCAGAGGAGAGCCAGGAAACCUGUUCGAGCCCAAGUUACGAGGCUAUGUAACAAAUUAGAAGCGCUACUGGCAGUGGACCCGAAAGACCUGGACACCAUCAGGGCGAAACAGAACGUCAUCCACACCCUCAAUCAAAAGUUACGAGAGAUGGAUGAAAAGUUAAUGGACGUCCUUAGUGCAAUGGACCCCGGAGAACCGGAGGAAGAAGGAGAGGAAGUAGUAACUGAAGCGGAUAAGGAAUUCCCAGUCAUCACCGAAUAUCAAGAGAAAGUAGAAACGGUGCAAUUGAAGUUGGAGAAAGUCCUUACCCCAGUAGUCCUCACGGGAAGUCCCACUUCAAGCAGUUAUUCCACCGCCUCCGACGGUCACAAAAGAAGAAAGACGUACAAACUCCCCAAAACAGAAAUAAAGAAGUUUGGCGGAGACAUUACAGAGUGGUUGAGUUGGUGGGCGCAAUUCGCCAAGGUGCAUGAAGAUGAGGACUUACAUGAAGCAGAUAAGUUCCAAUAUCUGGUGCAAGCGAUGAUCCCCAAUUCAAAGGCAGCAGACCUCGUGCAGGUGUUCCCACAAACUGCUGCAAACUAUCCAAAGGUCAUUCAAGCCCUACAGGACCGUUUUGGAAAAGAGAAGAUCCUGAAAAGAGUAUAUGUUCGGGAAUUAUUGAAGAUGAUCAUUGAGAAAUCCAAGCAGAAGGUGUCAAUUACGCAGAUGUUUGACAAGUUAGAGGCGCACCUGAAAGCUUUGGAAUCACUGGGGAUUACUCAAGAUCAAAUGGAUAUAUUGUUGUUCCCGAUGGUGGAGUCGUGCCUUCCUGACGACGUUUUAUUGGCGUGGCAAAGAAGCGCAAGUUUUGGGAAGGACGGAAAGAACGAAACUCCUCCAAGAACAGAGUUCGACUACAUGAUGGAAUUUGUGAGAGGCGAGGUGGAGAACGAGACCCAGAGGCAGUUGGCGCAGGCUGGAUUUGGCGUUGGAGAAGAGAAGGUCAAUGAGAAGCAGAAGAAUGGAAACAAGUCGUCCAUUCCGACAGCGGCCUCUCUUUCGAAUCAAGUUGAGAAAAUAGGAUGGAUUUUCUGCUCAAAGUCAAACCACCCCUCACAAGAAUGCUUCCGAGCACAGAAGAUGACAAUGGAAGAGAGAAGAGACAAAGUUCGAGAUAGUCGCUCUUGCUAUGUGUGUCUCAAAAAAGGACAUGGUGCUAAGUUUUGCAAAUCGUCCCUUAAGUGCAGCCAUUGUCAAAAGAAGCACUACAAGUUGAUGUGUCCCGAACUAGAGAAAAAGAGUGAAAGUCAUGGGGACUCAAGUGAAUUUGUGCAAGGAAUGAGAGGUCUCACAGUGCAGCCUUCAGUGACCAGUUAUAAUCAAGAAGGAAAAGUGAACCUGGUGCUGAUGAAGACGCUCCACGUCAUGAUUAAAGGGCCAGGCGGAAGAAAUAGAGAGGUGCGCCUGCUGUUUGACGAAGGGAGCCAGCGAAGUUAUGUGAAGUCUUCCAUUGCAAUAGAAAUGAAGUGCCCCGUGGUGGAAAAUGUCAUGAUGCAAAAUGCAUUGUUUGGAGGCUAUUUGACUGAUGUGAAGUCCCGGAAGAAGUAUGAAGUCGUCCUGGGAGGUAUCGGAAGUAAAGCCAUGAAGAAGGUCAACCUGGUGGGAGAGGAGGUUAUUUGUUUAAGUUGUCCAAUCAUCCCACAAGGCCCAUGGAUAAAAGAUUUGGCGAGGAGGAAGAUUUACCUCACCGAUACCUACUCAGACUCCCCGGAAGUUGAAAUAUUAGUGGGGAGUGAUCUCUGGGGCUCAUUCAUGACGGGAAAGAUGGUCAAACUGGAAGGAGGAUUGAUAGCAAUGGAGUCAAUCUUUGGGUGGACACUUAGUGGAGAAUUGCCAAGUCCAUCACCACAGAAUCUUGCGAUGUUGACCAUAUCGAUGUUGUCGCAAGAAGAGAAGACACUUCCGGAGUUGUGGAAGUUAGAAACCAUUGGGAUUCGUGACUCAGCAGAAAAGAUAAGCGAAGAAGAGCAUGAAGCCAAUGUCAAGGAGAAUAUGCAGAAUGCCAUCACCAAGGAUGACAGUGGUCGGUACGUUGUUGAACUUCCGUGGAGCGGCGGGCGCGAGGGGCUACCGGACAACAAAGCAGUCGCGGUGAGACUCAAUCGUGCUACGGAGAAGCUUAUUAAGGAGGACAAGUACCAGGCCUAUGAUAAGAUUUUUGAAGAGUGGGAAAACGAGGGGAUUAUAGAACAAGUUCAAGAAGAUGACUCAAAGGAUUCCCACUACCUUCCCCACAGACCGGUUUUCAAAUUAGAAAGCUUGACGACACCGGUCAGACCAGUAUUCGACGCGUCGUGUCGGGUUGGAAAGUACCCGUCACUCAACCAGUGCCUCGAAAAGGGUCCGAAUAUGUUGGAAUUAAUCCCAUCCAUACUGCUUCGUUUCCGAGAGAAGAAAGUUGCCGCAAUCUCGGACAUACGGAAGGCGUUUCAGAUGGUGGGAGUGAAAGAAGAAGACCGGAAUUACCAGAAGUUCUUGUGGUGGGAUACAGAAAAAUCCAUCAAAGUUUUCCGGCAUUGUCGAGUGGUGUUUGGGAUGAACUGCUCUCCGUUCCUUUUGGCAGCAGUUAUUAACCACCAUUUGAAUCAAGUUGACGAGGAGGACCGACCAACGGCAGAGAUAUUAAAGAAGUCACUGUAUGUUGACAAUUACGUUGGAUCGAUGAAUAGUGCCUCCGAGUACCAAGAAAUCAAAGAACGGGCAACAAAUAUCAUGGCGAGGGCGCAGAUGGAGCUACGACAGUGGGAAUCGAAUGUGGAUGACACUGAAGGUCAGGGGAACGGGCCAGAAUCGAGUGUGUUAGGGAUGAAAUGGGAUAAGGAGCAAGACACCUUACGUUGCGACAUUUCUCCACUGAAUUUGGAAAAGCUCGUCGUCACCAAGAGGACCGUUUUAUCCAUCGUUUCGCAAGUUUUCGACCCCAUUGGAGCCAUGUGUCCAGCGCUGUUGCCUCCCAAGAUAAAGUUACAGCAGUCAUGGGCCGACGGGUUAAGUUGGGACGCCGAGUGGGAUAAAAAGGAAGUGGACAAGUUUCUUUCUUGGAGUAAGGAAUUGGAGUCACUCCAAGAAAUACGGAUCCCAAGAUGUGCAUUCCCGUAUGGUCAAGGACAAGAAAUUCAGCUCCACACGUUCUGCGAUGCAAGCAAGAAUGCAUACGCGGCGGUGGUGUUUGCUAGAGUGAAAAGUGGGGAGAAAGUGUCAGUCCACCUAUUGCAAGCGAAGUCAAGACUGGCCCCACUCAGUAAGAAAAAGGAGAAGAACGUGACGAUCAAUCGUUUAGAACUGAUGAGUUGUUUGAUCGGUUCACGAUUGCUGACCUCAACGACACAGUCCUUGUCAAUGGAAAAUGUGCCGUGCUUCAUGUGGAGUGACUCUACAAACGCUCUCGCCCGGAUCCGAAGAGAUGAGAACUGGGGAACGUUCGUCGGAAAUAGAGUCAGAGAAAUCAGUCGUCUUCCCCACAACGUAAAAUGGAGACAUGUUCCAGGUCUUCUCAACCCCGCAGAUCUCCCAUCGAGAGGAUGUUCUCCAGUUCAGGUAUUGGAGUCAAGAUGGUGGGAGGGUCCAGCAUGGCUAUUGGAUUCAGAGAGUAGCUGGCCCAAUAUGGAAGGGGGUGUGGACGAAGAAGCAGUGUCACAAGAAAAGAAGAAAGUGACCACCACUGCCAUGUCGUUAGAAGAGAUUUCGCCCCCAUUCAAUUCCUACAGGAAGAAUGUUAGUGUUGCUGCAUGGAUUCGGCGAUUCGUGGGGAAUUGCAGUAAAAGAAGAGAAGACAGAUGCUACUCAAAGUAUCUGACUAUGUCCGAGAUGAGGGCACGAGAAAGUGACCUACUUCUUCAAGUACAGAAGAGGCAUUUCUCUGGUAUGCCGAAAAUUCAAGGAAUGAAAUUGAGAAGAGAAGAAGACAAGCUUCUUCAUGUCCAAACCCGGCUGACCUAUAAGGAAGACACACCGCUAUUGCGAAGUCCAAUCCUACUGCCGAAGGAUGAUCCCAUUGUACAUCAAUUGAUUCAGUAUAUUCAUAAGACCAAUUGCCAUGGGGGAUCGCAGUUUGUAUUGGGAAAAUUAAGGGAACGGUAUUGGAUUCCCGGUGGAAGGAAGACCGUGGGGAAAGUAAUCAGAAAGUGCGUCACCUGUAAGAGAUACUCUGGACGAAGCCAAGUAUGUGAUCCAGCCCCUUUGCCACAAGCUAGAGUAGAGGAGGCUCAGGGUACUUUCCAGACGACGGGAGUCGACCUUGCCGGCCCAAUUAUUCUAAAAGGAGGGAAGAAAGUUUGGAUCGUCGUGUACACCUGCGCCGUUUAUCGAGGUGUAUAUUUGGACAUCGUGGACUCGUUAAGCUCAGACGAUUUCCUGGACUCGCUUGAGAAGUUCACAUGGAAUGUCGGACGGCCGAGUCAAAUUUAUAGCGACAAUGGCACUAACUUGGUAGGCGCUCAGAACCUGUUGAAGAGUCUCAAUUGGAAGAAGAUUGAGGAGAAAGUCAACGUGAAAGUAAUAAAGUGGACUUUCAACCCGCCAGCUUCGCCGUGGUGGGGUGGAUUCUGGGAGCGUAUGGUGCGGUCGAUAAAGGAAUUAUUACGAAGGAUGUUGGGGACGGCCAAGUUGACGAAGAAAGAACUAGAAAAGUGCUUGGCAGCCGUAUCCCAUACAAUCAAUAGUCGGCCGCUUACAACUCUUAAUGAAGAUGGAGGAGAUUUGAUUGCUCUCACGCCAUUGAUGUUCAUGAGAGAUCUCCCUGUAUUCGGUCUCCCUGAACGAGAAGCAAUCACCUCCCGUGACCUUCAAAAUAGUUACCAGAAGUUGGCGAACCUGAGGAAAAGUUUGAAGGAAAGGUUCCGAAAAGAAUACCUGGCCAACUUAAUCCAGAAGAAGAAUGAGCAGAAGGGCCCUCCAAUCGAAGUCGGUGACGUAGUGCUAGUUGGAUCCGACAACAGAAAGCGGUACGAGUAG